Rubroshorea leprosula is the source of this 725-nucleotide messenger RNA. The record is from the annotation of a GenBank genome assembly. Lineage: Eukaryota; Viridiplantae; Streptophyta; Magnoliopsida; Malvales; Dipterocarpaceae.
GCCAACGCAGCCUUGAUGGUAGGAUAUUCAUUUAUUGAAUACAUAUAAAGCUGCCUCAUUGGUUCUGUGUUCGAAGGCUGGUGUAAACUAAUCUCAUUCUCCUUCCUCUUCUUUGACUUGGGGUCGGUUUGACGAAAGCUUAAUUCCAAUUUAAUUAUCACCAUCCUCAAAAGAGGCCUAUGAUUUUCAUCAUAUGCUUAUAUACCAAGCAUGAUCAAGAAGGAAGAGGCGAUAGAAACCGCGAAGAAGAUGAAGAAGCUUGAAGCCCUUCUUGAGAUGGUUGAGCAUGCUGUGGAUGAAGGAGGCAUUAUCUCCCCCUGCGGUAGUUGUUCUAUCUUAGUAGGACUUUCAAUGGUCCUUUAUAAAUUUUGCAACCAUGAAUUGUCACUGGCCAUCGCACGGUCCCGUUGGAAGGGCGUCCUCUAUCGGGUAUCUCUUUCACAUCGGUUCUGUGUUCGAAGGUUGGUACAAAUCCUUCUGCUAAUGCUAGCAUUGCCUGUUCUAAUUAUAGUGACACACAUAAUGUGUCACUAGCACUAGAGGUAUUCUAAAAUACCUCCUUUUGCCAUUUAGCCAUCUAGUAAAAACAAAAAGCUAAACUAAGUGAGUGCAAAAUCUCCAUGUUUGUUAGAUGCAGAAAGCAGAAUGCCAGAUGAAAUGUAUUCUAAUGUGCUUUUGUGAGUGCUAGCUGAAUUUUUGGAGGUUAAUAAAGACAUAAUCCUUAA